AUGCAGCUCACUCUAACAGGAAAUCGUGCAUGGAAUUCCGAUUUCUGCGCUCCCGAUGGGAGACUCUUAUACCGCGUUCGGAUGUCGAACCGUAAAGCCUCCCUCUUCAAAGCCACCUCAAGUGGUCAGCUCGCAAAUCUGGCAGAAAUCGAAUUUCACGCCGUCAGGCCAACCAAAAUCACUGUCCCUGGAAAGGGUGUAACGAAUUCAACGGUAUUCUUCAGGAAAGGUAGACUGGGUUGGAAAGGACGAGACCGAAUCUUCACCGGGCCCAGCGGCCUCGAGUAUCGCUGGAAGCUGCAUAAAAAGUUCUCUGAGCUUUACACCAACGAUAUUGCUAAAGCGUUCGUUGCGCGAUACCACCCUCGAACCAGUCACUUCCUUCAGGCGUCUACACCGGCGUAUUUGGAAGUUUCUGAAGGAGGGCUGGAGAUGCUGGACUUGAUCAUCAUUACUUUUGUGUACAUCGAGAAGAUCAGGGAGGAGAAAGGUGCGAGAGAAGGAGGAGAGGAAGCUGGCGAUUUCGGUGAUGGAGGUGGAGGAGGAGGUGGAGGUGGGACCUGA
This is a messenger RNA of Coprinopsis cinerea okayama7#130, 564 nucleotides long. RefSeq lists its product as hypothetical. The coding region runs from base 1 to 564 and encodes 187 amino acids. The transcript is spliced from 3 exons. The record is from RefSeq and is a predicted model, not a curated record. NCBI's taxonomy places the organism in Eukaryota, Fungi, Basidiomycota, Agaricomycetes, Agaricales, Psathyrellaceae.